This is a messenger RNA of Diachasma alloeum, 1361 nucleotides long. RefSeq names its product estradiol 17-beta-dehydrogenase 2 (gene sro). Gene Ontology annotation, molecular function: oxidoreductase activity. Lineage: Eukaryota; Metazoa; Arthropoda; Insecta; Hymenoptera; Braconidae. The transcript is spliced from 5 exons. The record is from RefSeq and is a predicted model, not a curated record. The coding region runs from base 176 to 1264 and encodes 362 amino acids.
ACGAAGAUCGCUGGAGAAUUCAGUGGUCCACGUUUUUAUAUCUUUAAUCAUUGUCUUUUCUCUGGAAAUAUCCCUUUUUUAUAUUUCACGGAAUUCGCUUUCUCGUGGUUUACAAUAUUUUUUAGAAAGUAUUUCUGUGAAUUAAUUUUUAUUUGUGUUUAAAAUUCAAAUUGGGAUGAAGAACUUGCUGAGGAGGAAUUGUUUAUCUGUUGGUUUUUUCUCUUCCGUCAUGUGCCUGUGGAAAAGCGGCAGUAUAUCUUCACCGGCGACUGCUUUACUGCUGACUUCCGGAGUCGCAUGUUUUUAUUUAACGAAAAGAUCCCUCCGGAAAAUAACACAUAGAGAUACGAUCGUAUUAACUGGCUGUGACUCAGGCCUCGGUUACAAUCUCGCCCUUCACUGCCAUAAAAAUCUCUCGGCUAGAGUGAUUGCCGGGGUCCAUGGAAGGAACAGUUUGGGGGCUCAGGAACUCGUAAAGACGGGCAUCACUAUCCAGGAGAUUGAUAUCACUGACGCUGAGAGUGUGGAGCACUUUGUGGAAAAGGUCCGGGAGUACCUGGAACGAGACAAUUUAUGUCUGAGAGCAUUAGUAAAUAACGCUGGGGCAAUGGUGUUCGGUGAGUUUGAGUGGCAGACAGACUCUCAAAUCCGUCACCAGGUAGAGGUGAAUCUCCUGGGCACAAUGAGACUUACAAAGUCGAUGCUUCCACUCCUCCGCCAACACAAGAGUCGAUUAACAAUCGUCACGAGUCACUGUGCGCAGGAACCAUUACCCGGUGUUGCUGCGUACGGAGCGACCAAGGCAGCUCUGGCUGCCUGGGCGACUGCCCUCAGGAUCGAGUUGAAGAAGUUCGAAGUUGACGUCGUGACUUUCAUCCCUGGCUCUUUCGUCAUGGAGAGCAAUAUUCUCCUGCGACAGGCUGAUCAUUUCGAGAAGAUGGACAAAGCGAUGAAGGAAGAGGCGAAAUCAGUUUAUGGGGAAUAUUUCAAUGAAUAUAGAAAUUACUUGAGGCCGUUGUCGCAGCAGAAUGCCCUAAAGAGAAUCAAUAAUGAGAGGCUUUUUGAGAUAUUUGAGGAUGUGAUUAUGGAGGAGCCGGCGAGAAGCACUUACAAAUGUGAACCUUGGAGAUACACUUACUACCACGCCCUUUUAAAAUUCGUUCCCAGAAGACUGCACGACAUUAUCGUCGAGAAAUUCGUGAGAAUGCCCACUUGGAAGCCACCGAAAUGCAAGAAAACAACGCAGGUGUUGAUGAUUUCGUAAUUUAUCGAGAGCCCGGUGAACGAUUAGAUACAUCUGCGAUCAAAAGUAUAUAAGGGAAUUUAGUUGGGGCCAGCUCAGUUACGCUGAUAAACCCGAG